UGUGCGUUGAUACAUGCUUCGUCAGUCAUCUUUUUGUAUCACAGUACCAAUACCAACACUUGCUUCGGGUCUCCGAGGCUAUAAAUUUGGCCGCGAGUAGAACGUUUGUAUUUUACCUCGUGUCCGAAUGUAAUUUCUCAUUUCGUUAAUACGUGAAGAUAUUAAUUAUUGAAGACCAGCUAUUGAGAAUUUAGAAAAAAGAAUGGAUAGUCCAUUGCCACAUAUUAUGGAAAGUGUGGAUUGUGAUGGUUCAACAAAACCGAAAGACAGGUUAGUCAGACUUCUUGAUCAAAUCGAAGUGCAUGUAGAACAACUGAGGAAAGAUGCCUGGAGACUCGAAGAAGAGAAAGAUACACUCCUGACCACCUUAGACACACUUAGAAACGAUGAAGUUCUAAGUGGACUAGGGGAAACUGACAAGGAUGAUGUACUAAGAUAUGCUGAAAGAUUGUCUAUGCGAUGUUUAACAGUAGAUGUAUUAGUUAAAAUUCAACGUGAUCAGAUUCAAGAGGAAGCGCUACAUCAGGUAAAUGGUUUGAUCGAUAGUCUAGUUGUUGGUCUUCGUGAUGAUCCAGUUGGAACUAGACUUCGAUGUGCAUCUUUUAUGAAUGCUUGUUCCUCACAAAGUGUUGGUAAUUCUGAUAAAAACUUUGAAACAGCUAUUCUUGGAUGUACUAUGGAUGACCAAAAACGAAUAAAGAAAAGACUACAGGGACUAUUAGAUUAUAUUGACAAAAUGCAUACAAUUCAAUUGUUGUGAAAUUUGAAAUGAUUGAUUUUGAAAGGAAUUAGAUAAGUUACUCUUCAAAUAAGUAAUUAGUUUAUACUAAUUAAUCUGAAAGGAGAUUUGAAAAAAAGUAAAAGUUGAUCAAAGCGGGUACUUAAUAAUUCAGUGGUAAUGCCUAUAGUAAAUGUAGAAAAGUAAAUAAUAUGGAUUAUUUCCUCUACAUGUACUAUUUCCAUGUCUUACCAUUUGUUUAAGCAAGCUUUUAUGCACAUUACAUUUGUAUAUGCCCAAUAAUUAUAGUGGGAAGUAAUCAUAAAAUUAUUGU
Frieseomelitta varia is the source of this 1052-nucleotide messenger RNA. Its product is annotated as BAG family molecular chaperone regulator 2. Gene Ontology annotation, biological process: protein stabilization. Bases 203 to 760 code for a protein of 185 amino acids. Lineage: Eukaryota; Metazoa; Arthropoda; Insecta; Hymenoptera; Apidae. The record is from RefSeq and is a predicted model, not a curated record. The transcript has 3 exons. Gene Ontology annotation, molecular function: protein-folding chaperone binding; adenyl-nucleotide exchange factor activity.